Messenger RNA from Arabidopsis lyrata subsp. lyrata, 855 nucleotides. RefSeq lists its product as uncharacterized. The coding region runs from base 367 to 684 and encodes 105 amino acids. The transcript is spliced from 2 exons. NCBI's taxonomy places the organism in Eukaryota, Viridiplantae, Streptophyta, Magnoliopsida, Brassicales, Brassicaceae. The record is from RefSeq and is a predicted model, not a curated record.
UGUCAGAAUUUGCCAGCAGAAAAGAAAGCCAUUGUCCCCUAAACAGGAUACAGAAGAAUGGUUGAGAUAAAAGUUAUCCUCCGGAUAAAUAGGUCGUGACAGAGAAUCAAAGGUGUAAUGACUUGUGAAUCUCAAAUUGAUUAAAACUUUACCAGAAAUAGCUUUAAGUCCAUACGAUCUCCUAUAUGUAUCUGUUCACAGCCCUCUCCUUCAUUUGCUCAGCCUCCGAUUAUAAAAUAAGACUUUUGGCCUCUUCAAAGCAGCUUUGUGUAAAGGAGUUCCCUUUUUCUUUCUUUCUUUUUUGGCUCCACAGCUCUCCCCAUUGUAAUUUUUUUCUUUCCAAACUAAUCUUUUCAAUCAAAAACUAUGGGAGGCUGUGCGAGCAAACCUAAGGAAUCUGAUAUCGUCGAAGGCUCUGUCCCGACCGAAAAUGCUGUUGUUGAGUCCAAGAAUGCCGCGAUUGAGACAGACUCCACAUUAACUCAGGAGAAGAAGGAAGAGUCCAGUGAAGCGACAAAGAAGGACGGUGAAACAAAAGAAGACUCCUCUGAGGCAACCAAGGCUGAGCCAACUCCAGAAUCUGUGAAGGCAGAAGAGAAAGCAUCUUCGGAGACUGAGCCACCAGCACAAGAGACGACCACACCUGCUUCCAAAAGCGAUGAGGCCCCUCUCGUGAUACUUUGAUAUUUUCAUUUCCGAAUUUCAAAAUCAUGUGUAUAUAUGUGCAAGUGCAAGUGUUUCUCACUUUGUAAUUCGUAUGUUCAUCUCUGACUCUCUGUUCUAUUGUCUACAUUUUUGUUGUGUCUGCCGCUAGUAAAAUCUGCUUAUGAAAAAUUACAAUUCUUUUUUUAUAUA